Messenger RNA from Vitis riparia (riverbank grape), 744 nucleotides. Its product is annotated as pistil-specific extensin-like protein. NCBI's taxonomy places the organism in Eukaryota, Viridiplantae, Streptophyta, Magnoliopsida, Vitales, Vitaceae. The record is from RefSeq and is a predicted model, not a curated record. The transcript has a single exon. Bases 1 to 744 code for a protein of 247 amino acids.
AUGGCACGAACCAGAGGAGCUAAAACUUCCUCUCCUUUCGCCCGAAAGCCAGCACCGCGUGAGGCGCCUGUUCAAACCUCACCUUCUGAGCCUCCGAGGCUAGAAGCCGUUUCGCCUCCGGCCAAGCUUGCGCCACAAAAGCGCCCAGCCAAGCCCGUAGUUCAAACGCCUCCGGCGAGGCGUUAUCUUACCAGGUCAGGGGGUCGUCCCCUGCAAAAAAGAGCUAGAGUGGAAAGCUCGGAACCCAUCGACUUGACAGGGCAGUCCCCUGUUCCAUCUCCAGAGCCAUCUCCGGUGCCAUCUCCGGCACCGCCGGAGGAGCCUCAAGCAAGCCAGCCAUCACCUUCUGAGCCCCAAAUUCCGUUUGAAACAGCUCCUGAAGUGAUAUUCAGGCGUCCAAUGCUCACUCAACCACCAAUUGAAGGCAAUUUGGAUUGCCGAGCUCGGCCAUUUCACUCCGAGCUGUGCUUUGACACAGCCGCCUUCCAAUUGCGGCCGAAGCUUGAAGAGUCAUUCCAAUUGCUGUGCAGAUAUCGUUUGGAGGAGCUUCUGACCCCACGAGACUUCUUCUAUCCUAGGGUAGCCAUGGAUUUUUAUCAGUCCAUGACUACUCAACAGGUCAGAGAUCCCACCUUAAUCCAUUUUACCAUAGAUGGUCGACAUGGCAUUCUUGGAGCUUGUCAUAUAACUGAGGCCCUGCAUAUCCCAUAUGAACCGAGCCAUUUUGAUGAUUACAGAGCAUGA